Messenger RNA from Struthio camelus australis, 969 nucleotides. The record is from RefSeq and is a predicted model, not a curated record. Lineage: Eukaryota; Metazoa; Chordata; Aves; Struthioniformes; Struthionidae.
AUGAACUUUCUCUCUGGGAUCUGGUGGUCUCUUCCGCUGGUCUUGUUCUGGGCAACCCCGCACGUCACCUCCUCAUGGUGUACUACACGGAGGAAUAAUAACAGCGGAGAUCGGGGUCCUUCGAAAUGCUCCGAUGUUGUGUCUUUAAAUAAUAUCAAGUGGAAUUGGUUAGUGGGAAUUAAGGUGCCCAGGCGUAGUAGUCGGGAAUCUGCUUUUGUACAUGCCAUCUCCUCCGCCGGGGUUGUUUUUGCUAUCACAAGGGCAUGUAGCCAAGGGGAAUUGAAAUCGUGCUCCUGCGACCCCAAGAAAAAAGGUUCUGCGAAGGACAGCAAGGGUCAUUUUGACUGGGGUGGCUGCAGCGAUAACGUCGACUAUGGCGUCCGAUUUGCCAGAGCGUUUGUGGAUGCCAAAGAAAGGAAGGGGAAAGAUGCGAGAGCGCUGAUGAACCUGCACAACAACCGAGCUGGAAGGAAGGCCGUGAAGCGGUUUUUGAAACAGGAGUGCAAAUGUCACGGUGUGAGUGGAUCAUGCACUCUAAGGACCUGUUGGCUGGCCAUGGCAGACUUUAGGAAAACAGGAGAUUAUCUGUGGAAGAAAUACAAUGGAGCGAUUCAGGUGGUCAUGAAUCAAGAUGGCACUGGUUUCACUGUGGCUAAUAAGAGAUUUAAGAAGCCAACUAAGAAUGACCUGGUAUACUUUGAAAGCUCUCCAGACUACUGUAUCAGGGACAGGGAUGUAGGCUCUCUAGGGACAGCCGGCCGGGUUUGUAACCAGACCUCCCGUGGCAUGGACAGCUGCGAAGUGAUGUGCUGCGGCAGGGGCUACGACACGUCGCGUGUCAGCAGGAUGACAAAAUGCGAGUGCAAAUUCCACUGGUGCUGUGCCGUGCGCUGUCAGGACUGCCUGGAAGUGGUGGAUAUACACACUUGCAAGGCACCCAAGAGUGCUGGGUGGAUCUCCCGGACAUGA